Messenger RNA from Trichoderma citrinoviride, 1344 nucleotides. RefSeq names its product mannose-6-phosphate isomerase. Lineage: Eukaryota; Fungi; Ascomycota; Sordariomycetes; Hypocreales; Hypocreaceae. Gene Ontology annotation, biological process: GDP-mannose biosynthetic process; carbohydrate metabolic process. The coding region runs from base 1 to 1344 and encodes 447 amino acids. Gene Ontology annotation, cellular component: cytosol. The transcript is spliced from 2 exons. The record is from RefSeq and is a predicted model, not a curated record. Gene Ontology annotation, molecular function: zinc ion binding; mannose-6-phosphate isomerase activity.
AUGCAGGUCCCUCUCAUCCGUCUGCAGUGCGGCGUCAACUCGUACGAAUGGGGCAAAAAGGGGAGCGAGUCGGCCGCCGCCAGGUUCGCCGCCGCCACGCCCUCGGACGACCUGUCCAUCCAGUCUGACAAGCCCUACGCCGAGCUAUGGAUGGGCACGCACCCCUCCAACCCCUCCAAAGACGUCAACACCGGCCGGACCCUCCUCGACCUCUGCUCCGAAAACCAGCUCCUCCUCUCCCAGUCCGUCGCCGCCAAAUAUGGCGCCAAGCUGCCCUUCCUCUUCAAAGUCCUCUCCAUCAACAAGGCCCUCUCCAUCCAGGCCCAUCCCAACAAGAAGCUGGCCGAGCAGCUGCACGCACGGGACCCCAAGAACUACCCCGAUGACAACCACAAGCCCGAGAUGGCCAUUGCGAUUACUCCCUUUGAGGGGCUGUGCGGAUUCCGACCUCUGGAGGAAAUUGCGCACUUUCUGGAGAACGUCAAGCCCCUCAGAACGCUGGUAGGGGAGGAAGAGGCGGCGCAGUUUGUCCAGGCUGCCAAGCAAGAGGGCGGCGACGAGGCGGCCAAGAAGAAGGCCCUGCAAAAGGCCUUCGGAGGCUUGAUGUCAUCCUCACCCGAGGACAUUGACAGGGAAACGGCCAACCUCGUUGCGCUCGCCAAGUCUGAGGGCGAAAAUUUCGCUGCCGGUGGCGUGUCAUCCACCAAAGGUGCAGUCCUUGCCGAGCUUGUCACCCGUCUUCACGGCCAGUUUGGCUCCGACAUUGGUAUCUUUGUCCUCUUCUUCCUCAACUUCGUCACGCUACAGCCCGGAGAGGCGCUGUUCCUUGUUGCCGACGACAUCCACGCCUACGUUUCUGGUGAUAUUGUCGAAUGCAUGGCGGCUUCCGACAACGUUGUCCGCGCUGGCCUGACGCCCAAGUUCAAGGACGUGUCCACGCUCGUCGACAUGCUCACAUACAACUAUGCGCCCAUCGACCAGCAGAAGAUGUCGCCGACCGAUUACCCUUACGCGACGCUUAACCGUGCUGGCUAUAGCUCUGGAUCAUCCGUCCUGCUGUACGAUCCGCCCAUUGACGAGUUCAGCGUUGUGCGCACGCUGCUUCGCGGCGACGGCGCCAAGGCCACCUUUGAGCCUCUUGAGGGCCCCAGCAUUAUCAUCUGCACAAGCGGCAAGGGUACAAUUGCCGUAGGACCGACAAAGCACGAGAUAAAGGAAGGUUACGUGUUCUUCGUCGGAUCUACCGCGGAGCUGGUCUUGGAGUCCAGUGGCGGACAGGACGACGAGUUUAUCACGUACAAGGCAUUCUGCGAGAUUGACUCGUCCGGAAAGGACAAGUUAUAA